Messenger RNA from Echinostoma caproni, 315 nucleotides. The record is from the annotation of a GenBank genome assembly. NCBI's taxonomy places the organism in Eukaryota, Metazoa, Platyhelminthes, Trematoda, Plagiorchiida, Echinostomatidae.
GUAUAUGAAGGACAAAAGUACACCUUGUCCAUGGAGUUCGGUCCGAACUAUCCGUAUAGCCCGCCAACCGUUAGUUUCAUCUCUCGGUGCUAUCAUCCGAAUGUCGAUCCGCGCGGAACAAUAUGUUUGGACAUUCUAAAAGAAAAAUGGUCGCCUUUGUUGACAGUGGAAAACCUUCUGGUUUCGAUUCGCAGUUUGCUUGCAGAACCGAACAACGAAAGCCCGCUGAAUGGCCAAGCUGCACAACUAUGGAGCAAUCCUACUGCAUUCCGAGCAGAAAUGAUUCGAUUCCAGUCGAAUGACACAAACUCCUAG